Diabrotica virgifera virgifera (western corn rootworm) is the source of this 702-nucleotide messenger RNA. It is a transcript of the gene LSm7, whose product is annotated as U6 snRNA-associated Sm-like protein LSm7. The coding region runs from base 244 to 594 and encodes 116 amino acids. The record is from RefSeq and is a predicted model, not a curated record. NCBI's taxonomy places the organism in Eukaryota, Metazoa, Arthropoda, Insecta, Coleoptera, Chrysomelidae. Gene Ontology annotation, cellular component: Lsm1-7-Pat1 complex; catalytic step 2 spliceosome; U12-type spliceosomal complex. The transcript is spliced from 2 exons. Gene Ontology annotation, molecular function: RNA binding. Gene Ontology annotation, biological process: mRNA splicing, via spliceosome; nuclear-transcribed mRNA catabolic process.
UGAAAGCAAAAAUACAUCGAGUCAAAGAAUACAUCACCAUCGAGUUAACUCGAUGCAAAAACUCAAUAAAAAUGGCCACUAUUGAUACGGGAAUUAUCACACUGUCACACUUCAUUUUCUUCGUGUUCUGUGCUUUUUUUAGCAACUUCAUUUUUGAUUUUGACAGCAAAUAAAACAUCUUUUUUAUAAACAUUUAAAAAAGUUGGGUUAUAAUUUUAAAUUUUAAUUUUAAUUUAAGAACUAAUGGCUUCAUCAGGAGAAAAACGGGAUAAGGCGGCGGCUUCAGCGGGUGACCAGAAAGAGAAAAAGCGCAAAGAAUCCAUUCUAGAUCUAUCCAAGUACCUUGAAAAAACUAUAAGGGUUAAAUUUGCUGGAGGUAGAGAAGCUAGUGGAGUUCUAAAAGGUUAUGACCCUCUUCUAAACCUUGUAUUAGACAAUACCUCCGAAUAUUUACGUGACCCAGAUGAUCCUUACAAACUUAUAGAAGAUACAAGACAGUUGGGACUUGUGGUUUGUAGGGGAACUAGUGUUGUGCUCAUAUGUCCAAUGGAUGGUAUGGAAUCGAUUCAGAAUCCCUUUAUUUCACAAGAUUGAUAUAGGAUUAGUUGUUAAUGUUAACAUUCAUUUACAAUAAUUUUAUGUAAUAUAAUUGAUAAGUUAUAAUUUAAGUCUGAAUAAAUAUUCCAUAAUACACAAGAAAAA